UUUUUUUGUUUUGUUUUCAUCUUGUUUAGGUUUGUUUUUCUAUCAUUUUAUUUCAUUUCAAAUUUGACGCUGGUCCUGUGAACACACACACAUAGCGAUUCGAAAGAAUCUUACGAAAGUUUUUUAAAAUUUAAAAAACCAAAAAAAGAACGAUGCAUACACAUAAAUUGAUACGUUUGAUAAAAGCAAGACCUAUGCUUUAUAAUUUUGAAAUGGAAGAUUAUAAUAAUAAAUUGAUUGCCGAACGUAAUUGGUCAGAAAUUGCAUUGGAAAUGAAUGCUUCCGUUAGCGAAUGUAAAACUAAAUGGAAUUCAUUACGAACUGCAUUCAAUACCUAUUUGAAUAAAUUGAAACGUAUGAAAAAACCACGUACCAAAUGGAUUCAUGCUGAUGAAAUGGCUUUCCUUAAACAAUAUCUUAAACGUAAUCGUUAUUCAAGUUCCGUUUCAAUUCAUUCAAACGAUAAUAAUAAUUCGAUACAUCAUUUAACCGAUAAGGAUAUUCUUUCGGCAACUGAUGCAGCAUUUUUAAUGACAUUAACAACAAUGAAAUCAAAUGAUGAUCAUGAUUUAUCCAAUUCUAAUCAAAGUGGUGUUAGCCAUGUUGACUAUUAUGACAAUAAUGGUGGCCAAAAUUCAUCACCAACACAUUCAAUAAUGAAUCUUUCGAUGGCAACAAAACGUACCAGAUCUGGUUCUUUAUCAUCAUUUGAACGAACAACUACUGUUCAACAUCGAAAAUCAAAUGGUACCUCCUCGUAUGGCAAGGCAAAAAUUUCGGAGCCUAAUCUUGUUGAUGUAGAAACCUGUGACGAUAAUGAUCAUGAAGAUGAUGAACAACAAGACGAUGAUUAUGAUGAAAUGGACGAAGUUCAACAUUGUUCAAAGAAAUUUAAAGCUGUGAACAAACAAGAAUUGGACGAUGAUAGAGACCAUCAUGAAAAUAAUGGUUGUUUUGAUUUGAACAAUGUUAAGAAAGCCAUUACCGUAUCGUCAACAUCGAACGGUGGUGAAAAAAUGAAACGAAUCACAUUGGAAGCUCCUGAAUCGAUGCUUAUCUGUUUCGAUGUACACCACCAUAAUCAUAAUCGACAUCAUCACAAUAAUUUAUCCAAAUGGACCCCUACAACCGCUGACGAUUUAACAGGAUCCGAAAUGGACAUCUUUGCCGAUUACGUAGCAAUGAAAUUAAAAUCAUUUUCGGUGACUAAUCGCUUAGAAAUAAUGACCAAAAUCUGGCAUCUUCUAACCGAAGUAACAAUGCGUCAAUACUCAACUUCACCACCAUCAUUGGCCAGUUUGAUACCAAUCAUAACGCCACAUUGUCCACCGGGUAGCACUAAUCUUGCUCCACAAGACUUACGUUAAUUGAAUACUGACAUUGUAAUUCAUUUCUUUUUCCAUAUUUUAUCUGUGAUAUAGAAUGUAUAGCCAACAUAUUACAUAAUUUAAUUAUUUAAAUAAAUUAUCCUAA
Dermatophagoides pteronyssinus (European house dust mite) is the source of this 1473-nucleotide messenger RNA. RefSeq lists its product as uncharacterized. The record is from RefSeq and is a predicted model, not a curated record. Gene Ontology annotation, cellular component: transcription regulator complex; nucleus. Gene Ontology annotation, biological process: regulation of transcription by RNA polymerase II. Lineage: Eukaryota; Metazoa; Arthropoda; Arachnida; Sarcoptiformes; Pyroglyphidae.